This is a messenger RNA of Anopheles maculipalpis, 1020 nucleotides long. RefSeq lists its product as uncharacterized. The transcript is spliced from 3 exons. NCBI's taxonomy places the organism in Eukaryota, Metazoa, Arthropoda, Insecta, Diptera, Culicidae. Bases 67 to 1020 code for a protein of 317 amino acids. The record is from RefSeq and is a predicted model, not a curated record.
CAGGCCCUCUCUUCACUGCAGUUCCUCGAGGAGGCGAGCAACUUCACGCUCGCCAAUGGUGUGCUCAUGAUCAAGGACGAAUCGCUUGUCCCAUCGUCACGCAUCAUACCAAACAUUGUCGAUCACGAUCCGCUCGACUUCAGAGGAAUUCUGGAGAAUGCAGGCGCCGUAAUGGCUCAGCGGCAGCUUCUCUGGGAUAUGGGCAUCAUCUAUCCGGGGCUGAAGUUAAAGCUUGGGCCCACCAUUGGUGCGGCCGGCUUGCUGGAGUUUGUGCUGGAUCCGUCCGUGCAGAACGACGAACGCUCGCUGUACGAAGAAAAAUCUACAGCACGCAUACUGACCAAAAGCUUCAUCGUGCCGUUCCUGCUUGGGCUUAAAUUCAAUCUGGCAACACUGCUACCUCUCGUGUUCGGCGGUCUAAUACUGCUCAGCAAAAAAGCUCUCAUCCUAGGGAAAAUAGCCCUCUUCCUGUCUGGGCUGUUUGGCUAUGGUUCCUUUCUAACUCCGUCUCUUUACGGUGGAGGUUUCGGAGGUUACGGAGGUGGCUUUGCCGGUCAUGGAACCGUAGGUGGAUUCGGGUUCGGUGCGAAACCAUUCCGUUACAACAACCCGCUCGCCGAUAGUCCCGACUUUGACAACCACCAGCAUCAUCAUCAUCAUCUUCAACACGAUGAUUACCAUGGGUCGGGAGUUUCCCAUGAUACAAGCAGCAGCUAUUACAAGAAGAAGGAUAAGUUUCUAAAUCUGGAUGAACGCGUCGAACCACAAACAGCUUCCUCGCUGGUAGAUAAAUUCUACGAGUAUGAAAAGCAGCAAAUGCUGAAAGAUCGAACAGCCCGGUUGUUCGAACGGAAGUUUUACGAGCGAGAACAGCAUCCGCAAAGCGGUGGAGCAGCUAGCGGUGGUCCCGAUUAUCCGUUCGUCACCGCAGAUUUGGCCACAGAGCGAAAUGAACGAUCGCUACCGGAUGGAGCUGGAACGGGAAGUAGUGGACGGAAUUUUGCCUGGAGUGGCCAUUAG